AUGAUUGAUCAAAGUUUAGUCAAAUGGAUUAAUACAUUUGAAGGUCUUUCAAAUUCAUGUGACUCUUUAUCUGAUUUAUCAGAUGGUGUUAUUUUGUAUGAAAUUGCAAAUCAAAUAUCAUCAAAAUAUUUUGAUUCACCAAUAUCAUCACAAGAUAAUUGGGUUUUAAAGUCUGACAAUAUAAAGACAUUGUUGGCAGCACUUGAUGCAUACUAUAACAAUGAAUUAACAUUGACCAAUCAAGUAGACCAUAUAGAUGCCGAUCAAGUUGCUAAAAAUGAUGAAGAAGAGAUUGUCAAUCUUAUAAAGGUGAUUCUUGGUAUUGCCGUUGAAUGUGAUGACAAGGAGAAAUACAUUGGUGCCAUUAUGAACUUGGAUGCUGAUGUUCAAAACGAUAUGAUGGUUAUCAUUGGUGAAAUUAUGGCUUCACAUCAAAGUCAAAUGGGUAUUGCUGAUAAUAGAACUUCUUUUGAUGAUUCAAAUAAUCAUAGUGAUAUAGAAACAAAAUCAACAAACAAGGAAGAAAUAUUAUUAACAGAUGAAAGAGUUACAAUGUUUCAACAUCAAAUUGAACAAUUGGAAAAAGAAAAGGUUAGAAACAAGGAUGAAAUCGAAGAGAUGAGUAUAGGACUGACUCAAUUAGAGGCAGAAAAGAAGAGUUUAUUAUUGGAAAAGGAGAAUCUUGUUGAACUCUGUACCAACCUUCAACAAACCCUAGUCGAAUCUCAAAAACUACUGGCAGAUCAUAAAGCACAAGCUUCAAUGAAUGUUAUGACUGAUCAUAGAAUUAAAGAAGAAAUACAUAAUUUACAAUUACAAAUUGAAGAUAAAGAUAAAUAUAUUUAUGAUUUAAAGAAAAAGAUUGAAGAAGGAAUAAGACAAAUUAAUGAAAAUAGAGAAUUAAGAGAUGAAAUUGAUAUUUUAAGAGAAAAGGCAAUUACAGCAGAAGCAACAGAAGAGAAAUUAAAAAAAUUCCAACACAAGAUUGAAGAGAUUAAUGAGUUGAAAAAGCAAAUUCGAACAUUGGAAGACAACAAUGACAAUUAUCUACAACAAAUAUUAGACUUGGAAGAGCAAUUAAAAAAGAGUGUAUCAUAUAAAUCACAAAUGGAACAAACCAAACAACAAAUUUUGUCGCUCAAGAUUGAAAAUACAAAGAUGGAGCUUUCAAUCAAAUCCAUCACCGAGGAACGUGACAAGCUCGCUUCGACCGUUUCACAAUAUGAAUUGGAUCAACAAUCACUCACCUCUCAAUUGGAAGGUCAACGUAAAAAAUUACAAGACUUGGAGCAUGACAAGGACUCUAAGCUUUUGGAGGAAAGUUCUUCUGGAGGUGGUGGUGGCGGUUUUGAUCAAAUCAUGGAUUCGUCAACCAAGGAAAGAUUGUUUAGAUUGGAAAGAGAAAAUAAACGUCUCAAAGAAUCCAUUGAAAAGGUACCUGAAUUGGAAAAUCAAUUGGAAGAAGCAAAUACAAUCAAAGAAGAUUUAUUAAAUCAAAUAGUAAUUUUAAAGGCAACUCAAUCUUCCUCUUCACCAUCAACCACUACCUCUACUACUGUUACAGUUGUUGACAAUAAGGAACAUUUGGUUGAAAUUGAAAAACUUAAACAACAAUUGGCAGAUUUGACUACACAACUUGGAUUAAAGAAUCAAUCGUUGGAAGAUUCAGCCAACCAAAACGAUGAACUUAAGAAACAAUUGGUAGAGGUGUUUGCCAAAUCAAAUACUUCCUCCAAUGUCAAUGCUCAAGAGUUGAUCAACCAAGUCAACGAAUUGACUACGGAAAAGGAACGUUUGGAAGGUUACCUCAGAGCCGCCAGAAAGAUGAUCAAAGAUCUCAGAGAGAAAAAUAAGGAUAACCAAAGCAAGGACAUUCAAAUCACAGAAAAGGAAGAUCACAUCUCCAAGCUCGAAGCUACCAUCAAACAAAAGGAUGAUCGUAUCGACCAACUUGUCAGACAGUUACGUGAAGGCAAGGAAUCCUCUCAAAGAGAAUUGAAUCUCAUGUUGACCUCAUUCAUGAAUAUCGGUUUGGAACUUGAAAAGAUGAAAAAUGGACAAUCAUUAACUGAACCAAGAGCUUUUUUAAAUAAGAAAAGAAAUGAUUAA
This is a messenger RNA of Cavenderia fasciculata, 2109 nucleotides long. It is a transcript of the gene hook, whose product is annotated as hook family protein. Gene Ontology annotation, molecular function: microtubule binding; dynein light intermediate chain binding. Gene Ontology annotation, biological process: cytoplasmic microtubule organization; cytoskeleton-dependent intracellular transport. Lineage: Eukaryota; Evosea; Eumycetozoa; Acytosteliales; Cavenderiaceae. The coding region runs from base 1 to 2109 and encodes 702 amino acids. The transcript is spliced from 5 exons. The record is from RefSeq and is a predicted model, not a curated record. Gene Ontology annotation, cellular component: centrosome; cytoplasm.